Sarcophilus harrisii (Tasmanian devil) is the source of this 8391-nucleotide messenger RNA. It is a transcript of the gene ZNF202, whose product is annotated as zinc finger protein 202. The record is from RefSeq and is a predicted model, not a curated record. Bases 352 to 2415 code for a protein of 687 amino acids. The transcript is spliced from 7 exons. Gene Ontology annotation, cellular component: nucleus. Gene Ontology annotation, biological process: regulation of DNA-templated transcription. Lineage: Eukaryota; Metazoa; Chordata; Mammalia; Dasyuromorphia; Dasyuridae.
GCACUUCCGGUUCGCCCAGCUAGGGGCCUCUUCCCUAGGGAGAGCACCAGAGAGUCACCACUUAACCUCCCGUAGCCUAGAACGGCUCCAGGCGAGGUUUGGGGGCGGAGCCACCUGUGCCUUCCGGUUCCGCACGCUGCGUCCCCACGUGUUCGGGACCUGUCUGGCCCUGCGCUGCCCGGAUCCGGCGCUGCCGCUUGGCUCCGGGGUGGGUGGGAGAGAGCCUGGGGAGGAACCGCCGGAGCUGCCGGAGCCUUCCUUUGGGAGAACUCCCUUCUACAGGUUUCCAGUCAGACCGGGAAAUGGCACGGUGAACUCCAGCUGUACUUAGGCAAGCUCCAAAGCCAAAUAAUGGCCACAGUGCUGGAGCCCGAGGACCAGGACCUCUGGGAGGAGGAGGGAAUCUUAAUGGUGAAGCUGGAAGAUGAUACCAUUUGGAGGCCAGACCCGCAGCAGGAUGAUGCUGUGCUCGAGACUUCUCAGAAUUUCCGGAGAUUCCGCUACCAAGAGGCAUCAGGGCCCCGGGAGGCCCUGAGCCGGCUCCGGGAGCUUUGCCAUCAGUGGCUGAGGCCGGAAAGGAGGACAAAGGAGCAGAUCCUGGACUUGCUGGUGCUAGAACAGUUUCUGACUGUUCUUCCUGGGGAACUGCAGAGCUGGGUGCGGGGGCAACGGCCAGAAAGUGGCGAAGAAGCAGUGACACUGGUGGAGGGUUUGCAGAAACAGCCUAGGAGACCAAGGCGGUGGGUGAGGAGGGGGAGUCCUGAUCUGUGUGAUUUGGAGGAGGAAAGCUUGAUGGUGACGGUCCAUGUGCAUGGCCAGGAAGUCCUCUCAGAGGAGACAUCAAGUCUGGGAGAAGACCUGGAGUCACCAGUCGAACAGCCGGAGCCUGUGCACACCCCAUCCCUGGAGGAGUCCCAUGAGGAGUCACAUGAGGAAGGGCCCCAGAGCCCAGAUCUGAGCGGGGAAGAGCAGAGCCAGUGCCUCGAAGAGGAAGCCCAGCCCCUACAGGAGAGCGGCCUUCCUGUCCCCCAGGACCAUGUCCUUCCUGAGGAGGGAAGCAAUGGAGACCAGGAGAUGGUUAACCUUCUUACAGCCAUAUCCCAGGGGCUUGCAACUUUUAAGGAUGUGACUCUGUCCUUCUCCCAGGAGCAGUGGGGUGAACUGGAUCCAACACAGAAAGAAUUCUAUGGAGAAUAUGUCUUACAGGAGGAUUGUGGCAUUGUAGUCUCACUAACGUUUCCAAUCCCCAGACUAGAUGAGGUCUCCCAGGUGGAAGAGGAGGAAGAAUCUUGGGUCCCUGAUUUGGAAUAUCCACCAGAUCCUGAAGAAACAGAGAUUCUGAGUUUUACCUAUACAGGUGAUAGGAGUGAGGAUGAGGAAGAGUUUCUUGAACAAGAAGAACUCAAUAUUGAAGACUUGCAAAGAACUAUUUUGGGAAGUCCAGAAAUUUCCCAGAAUAUUGAUUGGGAACUACUCUUUGAGGAUGAGCCAAGUAGCCCUAGUGAAAGGAGAAUGAGUACGAGUUUUUCUCCAACACAUAAUUUCAUGAACCUUCAAGAAAACUUACAAUUCCAUCCACUAUUAGGAAGAUCUCACGAGUGUCCUGUGUGCAGGAAAAACUUCAGUUGCAACUCUCAUCUUAUUAGGCAUCUCAGAACCCAUACAGGAGAGAAGCCUUAUAAAUGUCCUGACUGUGGAAAAAGUUAUACUCGUAGCUCACACCUUGUCAGACAUCAAAAGAUCCAUAAGUUACAAGGACCAUUUACAUUUCCUCAUAGCAGGGACAGAUUUGAUGAAAUCUCUCAGUCAUUCCGACAUGAGAUAAUCCCACAAACUGAGAAACCUUAUAGAUGUGAAACAUGUGGGAAACACUUCCGCUGGACUUCAGACCUCAUCAGGCACCGUAGAACACAUACAGGAGAGAAACCCUUCUUCUGUAGCAUUUGUGGGAAAAGUUUUAGCCAGAAGUCUGUCCUCACAACGCACCAAAGAAUCCACCUGGGAGGUAAACCCUAUUUGUGUGGGGAAUGUGGGGAGGACUUCAGUGACCACAGGCGUUAUCUGGCUCACCGGAAAACCCAUUCAUCCGAGGAGCUCUACCUCUGUAACGAGUGCGGCAAGUGUUUCAGCCACAGCACAGCAUUCGCCAAGCACCUGCGAGGACAUGCAUCUGUGCGAUCCUGCAGGUGCAAUGAGUGUGGGAAAAGCUUCAGCCGGAGAGACCACCUUGUCAGGCACCAGAGGACACACACAGGCGAGAAGCCAUACACCUGCCCCACCUGUGGGAAAAGCUUCGGGAGAGGAUACCACUUGAUCAGGCAUCAGAGGACCCACUCAGAAAAAACUCUCUUACAGGACUCGGGUGUAGAGAGAGCUGUACUCAGAAAAGACUCCCAAGUGGAGGACGGGCUGUGAGAAAAGCCACCCUCUCACCUAGAAAAGGGGCCUCUUACAGGGAAUCCCACUGGCCACCCCAGACCUUGCCUCUCCUCCCUCUGCGUUCUCGUGAAAAUCCUCUCAAUCUUCUUUGUUGCUUUGAGGGGACAUUUUUUCUUUCUCUGCUACCCAGUAGGGCUUCUCCACUGAGGGAUUCUGUUUCCACCUCUUUGGGAUAAGUUAGGAGAGUGAGAGAGAGCUAAGGAGAUGUGGUUAAGACACCUUCCCAAGAGAGGCUGUGGUGUCUCUAAAGGUAUUUUGGCUUUUUUGAGUAAAAAGUGACAUAAAUUGAGCCACAGGCUUUCUGGGUCUCUGCCUGGCAGUAGAUAACCCUGACUGAGAGACAGGAGAUGUAGGGCCCUUUGACUUGGCCACAAAUUCACUGGACAACCCUGGACAGACAGACCCCAUGUCCUUUCUGUGAUUCACUCACCACAUCUCAAAAAAGAGAACACUGUUGAUGCACUUUCCUUUGAUGGUACAGGGUGGAAUGGCAAAGAAUUCUGUUCUUACCAAACAGGCACUCAAGGCUUGUUGAUGGAGGCCCUUUAUGGCUUCUCCCUUCCCACUUGCCAAGGUUGUAGUAAACAGUGCUAAGAUGGGGCUGAGCAGAAGGUCUCCUACCAAAGAUGGGGCCUCUCUUUCUGCUCAGGCUCUCUCUCUUGCCAUUCAUUCACACUCUUAGCUUCCUUCCUGUUCCACCAGGUUCUUCUGGUUCUGUCCCAGGAAAUACUUCUAACUCAAGGUGAAGCAAGGAAAUAAGUAAGACAAUUGGAAUUUAAAUUAAAAGAUGUAAUUUCCCAUCCUUUCUCCUACCCCCUUUCUAUAUUUUUAUGGGAAUUCAAGAGUAGUAACAGUUUAGAAAGGUAUCAUGAUACUGCUGUCAUCUUGAAGAGAAUGUCAUAAUUCCGUGGGAGAGUCUACCAGGUGAAGAGCUAAGAGUGACCUCGCAAAAUCAAGAAAAAGUUAACCCAGUCCAUAAAAGUUGAAUGGGUUUCCUGCUGAUAUCUUGCUCUAUCAAUUUCUGCAUAGUAUAUUGUAUCUCAUAUCAGGAAAAGAUUUCAGGCAUUUUCCGCUUUCUUCAACUUUUCUAGCCAGCAUCUGGGAACUAAGAGAUCAUAUUAGGAGUGAUUGAUUUUAAUGCAUUUGUGAGCUUUUUUUUCCUUUUAUUUUGUGUUUAGCUCCAUUCUUGUGUCAGUGACAAAACAAUAGCAAUCUUUCAGUGCUCCCAAGAACCCUUGUUGCCUGAUGAGGGUUACCAUGGAAAUAAGGCAAGUUGCCAUGGCAACUCAGAGACCCAACUUGGUCUGUCUAAUGUGGGUGUGGUAGACAGGAGGAACUUUUUCCUAUCUUUGGAACACAAAGUCUGAGCAUGAAAGCACAAGGGGGAAGAAGGUCUUUCUAUUCAGUGCCUGACUUACUCUGUCCUACUGUGCCACCUGGUAGACUCUGUGCCCUAGCUGAUACGCGUUGGUAACGCCAGCUUCUCCAUCCAAAUGAAACACCUCUGUACCUGCUUCCCCCUUAUAAAGGAACUUCCAUUUCAUUCAUCUCCUAGGCCUCUGUUAUGUGACUCCUUGUAUUCUCUGAACUUUCUAGGACUUGUCAUUUUUCUUCUCAGCAUUGGUCUGUUUGUAGGGGUCUGGAGCAGAAGCGAUUUAAGUGUGAGCUAUCUCUAAAGAAGCUUUGAGUGAGCAAGGUACAGCUUCAUCCUUUAAGGAUCUUUCCCCAUUCACAGGAGAUACAUUCUAAAGAUCCCUGGGAAUGAAGAAAUCCUUGAAUACUGUACUGUCCCAAUAAUAAAAGUUUCUGAAGAGAUAACUGGCAAAAUUGCUCCAAAAUGGGACUGAAGGAAAUGAAAAUUUCUAAUCUGAAUCCAUAAAAUCAGAAUUUGAAAGUUGGACAGGGCCUUUAGAUAUCAUUAGCUCCAAUAUUAGCAUUUUCCAUAUGAGAUAGCUGAGUGCCCAGCCACUGUCAGACAGUGACAUAAAGCAGAGCCUAGAAUCGAGCAUUUUUAAAAAUCGUACACAAACUUCCACACAAGCAGCCACAGAGAUUGCUGCAAUAAUAGGAGUUAAGUGUCAUACUGUUGUGAUUCUGUAGCCCCUAUUUAGUGGUUGUGAUUACGGACAAGGUGGAGAGAAUUUGUUGUAUAUUGGGCCUUGGAAAAGAAAGGAUAUCAUAAGCAUUUGAGUCUUUGUUUAGUGCUAAUGAGACAAAGGUACAUCUCUGUUAAAGUACAAAUCAGGUUGUAGAAGCUUUAAAAAACUCUCAAGAUAUAGUAAACCAAAUCAAUAGGAUAUAAAGUUAUGUACAUUGGCAGUAUAAAAAAGUUUAGAGUGAAAAAUAAGAACUUGAACAAAGUUGAGGACAACAGGAAUUGAACCAUAAAAUCAGAACUACAAAAACCUCAAACAUUGUUUAAUCCAAUUAAGUACCUAACAAAGUUAUAUCUUAAGUGGGCAUCUAUCCUUUACCUGAAAACUUCCAUUGAGAGAGAACUCAUUGCGUUUCAAGAGAGUAAGAUAAGCCUAACCUCAUCCAUAUAGUAUCCCCAACAUAGUUGUGUCACCGGUUUCCUUCAGACUAAAUGUUUCCUAUUCUUUCAUUCAGUUCUUGCAUUGCACAGUCUUCUCUUAAGUAAGCAUCCUAUGUCUUCCUCUGGACAUGCUUUCAGUUUUUCAGUCAAUGUCCUUCCAAAAAUACUAUUGUAGAAAUAGGGAUACAGUACUAAAAAUGUCUUAAUCAAACAGGGCAUCACAUUCCCCCAGGGAUUAAAUCUCUGAAUAGAGGUUAAGAUUAUAUUGGGAGCACCAUAUUGUUGAGCUUUGAGUGAGCAAGGUACUGCUUUAUCUUUUAAGGGAAACUACAUUUAUAAGGAUCUCUCCCCAUUCACAGCAUCUAGAAAAGCAUAUAGUCCACUAAAAUCCCAAGUUAUUUUUCACUACAGUGUUUAAUCACACCUUCCCACAUACCUUUGAAGUUUUCAACUUAUUUUUUGGGUAAGACUCAUGUGUCCCUAUUAAAUUUUGUCCCCUUCGAGCUGGCCCAUUGCUCUACCUUGUUGACAAAUUUAUGGAUAAUAAUUCUCUAUUUCAUAGCUUUGUUCAUUGACAAAUACAAUGAGUAUGCAUCCGUGCCUUUACCUAAGUCUGAUAAAAAUGUUAAAACUACACUAAGCAUAAAUUCUCUUGAACAUUCCAAUAGAUACCUCCCUCCUAGUUGACUUCUUUGGACAUAGCUAUUCAACUAGUUCUGAAUCUACUUGGUUAUACUUUAACUCACAUACAAAUCUUAUUCAUAAGAGUAACUUAAGAAAUAUUGCCAAAUACUCUGCUGUGUUUGUAGCAUGCUGCUCAUCUACAGUCAAUAUCAAAAGAAAAAGAUGAACAUGGGAAGGCUGUUCUUGAUUGAGUUUAACGUAUGAAAGAGAUCCUAUGCCAUCUAGAUCAGUCUGCACUUGAAUAAGCAAAUUCUCUUAUAUCUAUGGCACAUGAUCAUGCACCUUUUGCUUAAAGAUCUCUAAUGGGGAAAAAAUCCACUAGCUCAGGAGGCAGCUCUUUGCAACUUUUGAAUAACUUUCAGGAAGCUUUUUCCUACAUGAAACUUAAAUCUGCCAGUCUUCAACUUCUGUGCACUUUUCCCCAUUCUGUCGUCUGGGUGAGACCCUUUAUGCCAAAUGACAACCCUUCAGGUACUUAGUACAGCAAUAUUGUCCAUUCUCCUUCCCCUAAAUCUUUUACAGAUUAAACAGUUGCAGUCUUUUCAUUUUACCAUUCUACAUAAUCUCACCAUCAGAAAUGUAGAGCUGGAAAAAAAAUUUUUAAACAAAUAUAUUUAAGAUAGUUAAGUAACUUAUGCAAGAUGAGUUCUUUAUUCUGUUCCUGCUUCUCAUAGAAUACGUUGGAAAGGGGAUAACAGGUGUAAGAGAUAUCAGGGAGGUGGAAUCAGCAAAAUAUAUAAUGACUGAUGUGUGAUGAAAAAAGAGUCAAAGAUAACCCCAAGGUUGUGACUGGAAGAAUGAUGGUAACAUUAAAAGAAAUUGUCAGGAGAAAGGAUUUUGGCAGUGCAUGGGAAAGGAGUGGUUCCAUUUUUUUUUUUUUUAAAUUUAAGUGCCUACUAUGAACCCUAGAGAUGACAAAAAGUUAAAAGUACAAUCAUUGCCACAAGAGCUUGUGGACUAGUAAAGGGAUGUGGCUCAUGUAUAAAAUUCUGUAGUGCAUAGUAAGUGCAGGAAGUUGAGAGCUCUCCCCUCUAAUGGCCUUAGUUUUCUCACUGAAGUUGGAGGAUAAGUAGUGUACUAGAAACCUAAGUUUAAAGCACAUGGCAUGAGGUUUGCUGUGAGGCAUGUAAUAACUGUCAAACAGUUGUGAGGAGCUACCUAAGAUGAUGCACCAUAAAUUUGUAAUGAAUGAAAUAUAUUCACUUUCUUCACUGACAGUCAAAACCCCUAGUGAAGAAAUGGAGAAAUCAGAUUUCAGAAGUUACCCAGAAAUAAUAAACACUGUUAGCAAGUUGAAAAGAGCAGAAAAUUAAAGGAACAAAGAAAUUCAUGUAGUAGCUAAUAAAUUGGUGGCAGACUAGUAUAAAGACUAUAUAGAAGCGAAUGAAGCUGGAUUGGGAGGGGAAUAUAAAAGAGAGAUUUGAUAGUUACAAUAUGAGUCACAAGGAUGAAGAAUAGUUUUAAUGUGAGUGGGAGAGAUGGAAAGGUGGGUAGUAACAGAAAUAGGAUUUCAGAAUCUCAAAAGUACAAUUCUAGAUGAUGAAUGAUGAAAUUAAAAGUUUGAUUAAGUUGUAUGUGACAGAAGAGGGGUCUGAAAUCAAAGGUUUGGGAAAUUGUAUAGUUAAGAUGAUGGAAGGGCUGUCAGAAUGAGUACUUAAAAUCUGCAGAUGUUGACAGGGGAUGAGGAAGGACUGAAGGCUAUGAAUCACAGAGAGUUGGAAGGGACUUCUGCAAUUAUAUUUCAAGCAUAAAUGCAAAAGAAAUCCCCGGUAUAACAGAAUUGUCAAGUGGUCAUCCAGUCUAUUUAAAGAAUAUCCUACCCACCCCCAUCCCUAUAUGAUUGGGAAUCACUUUGCUGUCAUAACGGCUGAUUUCACCAUGGGACAGUUCUGAUUGGUGUAAGUUUUCCUGACUUCAACUUAAAGUUCAUUCUUGGCAACUUCCACCCCUUUUUCUUUAUUCUGUCUUCUAGGAGCAAAGUGAAGAAGUCAUAUUCUCCCUUAUGACUUUUCAGAUACUUGAAGACUUAUCAUACACCCCAAAGGCUUCUUCUGCAAGCUAAAUAUUCCCGUUUCCUUCAACUAAUCUUCAGGAUAGCACCUUCUGGUUGCCCAUGGGGAUGCUUAUCAGCAUCCACGGUUUUUAACUGGCAUCCAGAAAAGAGCACAGUGUUCUCAAUGAGGUCAGAUAAAGGCAGAGUUCUAAGGAACUUGAUCACCUCCUUCUACCUAGAAACUGCCUCUUAAUAUGGUUCAAAAUGGCAUUGGCUUUUUUGACUGUCACAUUACAUUGCUGAUGCAUAGUGAGUUUGCAGUCUAUCGAAACCCCAAUAUAUCUUUCAAACUACUACUCAACCAUACUUCCAUUACUCAGUUUUUGUGGCUAUUUUUAAAGUCCAAAUGCAAGACAUCACACUUCUCCCUAUUGAAUUUUAUUUUAUUAGAUUGAAUCCAAAUCAAUGUAUCAAUAUCUUUUGGGAUCUUGAUUCUAUCAUCUCCCUUUUCCCCCUACAGCUUUAUGAGUACUCUUUAUGAGUACUUUUAUAAAUGGGAUACUCCACUUGAGGCUUCAUGAACAUUGAAACAUUAAUAACUCCUCUUUUAAUCCACAUUUAAAUAUAUCAUCUAAGCCACCUCUUUCCAUCUAUGUAAAAAUGCUUAUAAUUUAUAUAUCUAGGAUUCCCCUCAACCACAGGUUGUCACUUUGUCAAAAUAAAAUUUUAAAAAAGGAAA